Molecule: messenger RNA, 1545 nt
Organism: Anopheles coustani
Lineage: Eukaryota; Metazoa; Arthropoda; Insecta; Diptera; Culicidae
Product: probable G-protein coupled receptor No18
Exons: 5
Coding region: 1-1545 (514 amino acids)
Biological process (GO): adenylate cyclase-activating adrenergic receptor signaling pathway
Cellular component (GO): membrane
Molecular function (GO): G protein-coupled receptor activity
Source: RefSeq, a predicted model, not a curated record
AUGGCUUGGAACGGCACUGGCAACGCAACCCUCGUCGGCAGUACCGCCUCGCUGCUAAUCAACUAUACGGCCACGCUGUCCACCAGCCGCAGCUACCAGGAGAUGUUCGUUAAUCUGCAGCUCAGCGAGGACACGCCGGACGGCGGGCGGACGAGGGCCACGCUGGGGGCACUCGGGACGGAUGCGCCGCACCGGUUCGGCUGCACCCGACCCUGCCUGUCCUGGAAGAAGCUGGUCCUGGUGGCGCUCUUCUGCCUGCUGAUAGUGAUCACCGUCGUCGGCAACACACUGGUCAUCCUGUCCGUGCUCACCACCCGCCGCCUGCGCACCGUCACCAACUGCUUCGUGAUGAGCCUGGCCGUGGCCGACUGGCUCGUGGGGAUUUUCGUGAUGCCGCCGGCCGUCAUCGUGUUCGUCGUCGAAUCGUGGCAGCUCGGUUGGAUACUGUGCGAUAUUUGGAUAUCGCUCGACGUGCUGCUCUGCACCGCCUCCAUACUCAGCCUCUGUGCGAUCAGCGUGGAUCGAUAUCUGGCCGUUACGCAGCCACUCACCUACUCCAAGCGGCGGCGUUCGAAGCGGUUGGCGUUGCUGAUGAUUUUCGUCGUCUGGCUGGUGGCGCUGGCCAUCACGUGUCCACCGAUUCUCGGCUGGUAUGAUCAGGACCGCAGGACACUGCAAAGCUACGAGUGCCACUACAAUCAAAACAAGGGCUACGUGGUGUUCUCCGCCAUGGGUUCCUUCUUCAUCCCGAUGACGGUGAUGCUGUACGUGUACUCGAAGAUCUGCUGCGUCCUGACCUCGCGCCAGAACCGCAUGACCAAAACGGAGGCCACGGAAAAGACCUGCGAUAUCGAAGUGGAUAACUGCACCUCGGACGCCGACACCAGCCCCCGGCAGAUGGUCAGCAGUGCGGGAGCCGGUGCUUACGGGGUGACGGGUGGAGGUCGCCACGGGCUCACCACCCCGCACUACGCCGGCAACGGAGGCAGCAGUCAUAAUACCUCCCACCAGACGCUGUACGAGUUCCUCAGCUCGACCCGCACCACCCCGAACGCGGCGUCUCGCAGCUCGCAGCGGAACGGCAGCAGCGGUAGCGGCAUUUCCAAGUUUUCCGGCACCACGUUCGAGCUGCGACCGAUCAAUACGGUGCAGUUCAGCGCCAGCCAGAUCUCGCUGUCGGAGUCGUGCGCCUCGAACGUCACGGUCAACGCGACCAAGGUGCGCCUGCACGGCAAACGCAUCCCGAUUCGCAUCUCGUCGCUGAAGCGCGAAACGAAGACGGCCCAGACGCUCAGCAUGGUUGUCGGUGGGUUCAUCGCCUGCUGGCUGCCGUUCUUCGUGUACUACCUGCUGAUGCCGUUCCUGCCCGACGCGUCCAAGAGCGACGAGCUGAUGGAGUUUCUCACCUGGCUCGGCUGGAUCAACUCGGCCAUCAACCCGUUCAUCUACGCGUUCUACAACGUCGACUUUCGGGUCGCCUUCUGGCGCCUCACGCUGCGGAAGUUCUUUAAGAAUAAGCACAACCUCGCGUUUUUGAAGUCCUAG